AUGGUCAUCCACUGUCCCCUGCUGGUCAAUAUGAGGAUAACAGAUGUUAACAGGGGCCCUGGUCCCAACUCUAGGGGCCCUGGGCCCAACUCUAGGGGCCCUGGGCCCAACUCUAGGGGCCAUGGGCCCAACUCUAGGGGCCCUGGGCCCAACUCUAGCGGCCCUGGGCCCAACUCUAGCGGCCCUGGGCCCAACUCUAGCGUCCCUGGGCCCAACUCUAGCGUCCCUGGACCCAACUCUAGCGGCCCUGGGCCCAACUCUAGCGUCCCUGGGCCCAACUCUAGCGUCCCUGGGUCCAACUCUAGCGGCCCUGGGCCCAACGCUAGCGGCCCUGGGCCCAACUCUAGCGGCCCUGGGCCCAACUCUAGCGGCCCUGGGCCCAACUCUAGCGGCCCUGGGCCCAACUCUAGGGGCCCUGGGCCCAACUCUAGCGGCCAUGGGCCCAACUCUAGCGGCCAUGGGCCCAACUCUAGCGUCCCUGGGCCCAACUCUAGCGUCCCUGGGUCCAACUCUAGCGGCCCUGGGCCCAACGCUAGCGGCCCUGGGCCCAACUCUAGUGGCCCUGGGCCCAACUCUAGCGGCCCUGGGCCCAACUCUAGCGGCCCUGGGCCCAACUCUAGGGGCCCUGGGCCCAACUCUAGCGGCCAUGGGCCCAACUCUAGGGGCUGA
Oncorhynchus keta (chum salmon) is the source of this 669-nucleotide messenger RNA. Its product is annotated as S-antigen protein-like. The record is from RefSeq and is a predicted model, not a curated record. Bases 1 to 669 code for a protein of 222 amino acids. The transcript has 2 exons. NCBI's taxonomy places the organism in Eukaryota, Metazoa, Chordata, Actinopteri, Salmoniformes, Salmonidae.